AUGGAGGUUUGUAACCCCGUGCCUACUACUCCCAUGGUUGUUUCAACCGAUCCAGCAAAUGUUUUGCUAGAUAUUUAUUCUUCUUUACCAAUUUCACAACCUGUUAACUCAGAGGCUACUGGUGCUUUUAGUACAGUAGAUGAUGCAUUUUGUGUCACCUCUAAACCUGAGGUUGUUUAUAUCAAUAGGAUUUGUGCUAGCUCCUCAUUAGUUAAGGUCACAGUUGGAGAGGUACCCAUUACAGCCAGGAUUGAUUCCGGAGCAGAGAUGACUAUUAUCUCCACAUCUGUAUUUGACAGACUACGGAAAAAACCUAAGAAGUUGAAAGAUGUUGUUAUGCACUUGACAGACACAGAAUCUUCUCUGAAUGGCACUUGGAUUGCGCCAAUUAGUCUGAAAAUUGGUUCCAGCGUGUUUAAGGAAAGCGUGUAUGUGGCCCCCAUCAGUGAUGAAAUGUUAUUAGGACAUGAUCUCCUACACAAAUGGGGCACCAUCCACGAUAUGAAAACAGAUACUCUUCUGAUAGGGGAGGAGAGGGUGUACUUAAAACACGAAAUUCAGAGAUGA
Molecule: messenger RNA, 567 nt
Organism: Pecten maximus
Lineage: Eukaryota; Metazoa; Mollusca; Bivalvia; Pectinida; Pectinidae
Product: retroviral-like aspartic protease 1
Exons: 1
Coding region: 1-567 (188 amino acids)
Biological process (GO): proteolysis
Molecular function (GO): aspartic-type endopeptidase activity
Source: RefSeq, a predicted model, not a curated record